UCCCGUUUGUCGUUUUCUUUUUUUGCUUCGCGUUCCCCCGGUGAGGUUUUGGUUGGGCUGCACAAACAAUGAUGUCGGAGCAGGAGGCUUUGAAGAACUCCAGCGCGAGGAACCGUGGAGGCGUGCAGCGGGUGGAGGGCAAACUGCGAGCCAGUGUGGAAAAGGGUGAUUACUAUGAAGCCCAUCAAAUGUAUCGCACCUUGUUCUUUAGGUACAUGUCACAGGCCAAGCAUGCGGAGGCCAGGGAGCUGAUGUAUAAUGGGGCACUGCUAUUCUUCAGCUACAACCAGCAAAACAGCGCCGCUGACCUGUCCAUGCUUGUGCUGGAAUCUCUGGAAAAGUCAGAAACAAAAGUAUCAGAUGAGAUAUUCGAGCAUCUAACCAAGCUCUUCAGCCUGAUGGACCCCAACUCCCCAGAGAGGGUGGCCUUCGUAUCCCGUGCACUUAAGUGGUCCACGGGGGGCUCCGGCAAGCUGGGGCACCCAAAACUGCACCAGCUGCUGGCUGUCACCUUGUGGAAAGAGCAAAACUACAGCGAGUCCCGCUACCACUUCCUGCACUCGUCGGACGGCGAGGGCUGUGCGCAGAUGCUGGUGGAGUACUCAGCGUCGCGUGGCUACCGCAGCGAGGUGGACAUGUUCGUGGCCCAGGCCGUCCUACAGUUUCUUUGCCUGAAGAACAAGAGCAGCGCAUCUGUGGUGUUUAGCACCUACACACAGAGGCACCCGUCCAUAGAGAGGGGCCCCCCCUUCGUCCAGCCGCUGCUCAACUUCCUCUGGUUCCUGCUGCUGGCCGUGGACGGGGGGAAGCUAACGGUCUUCACUGUGUUAUGUGAGCAGUACCAACCCUCCCUGAAGAGGGACCCCAUGUAUAAUGAGUACCUUGACAGGAUAGGACAGCUCUUCUUUGGCGUGCCCCCAAAACAAACGUCCUCCUACGGCGGGUUGCUAGGUAACCUGCUGAAUAGCCUGAUGGGAUCAGGCGAGGAUGAGGAGGGUGAAGAGGUUCAGGAAGACGGCAGCCCUAUCGAAUUGGACUGAGGAGUGGGGCGGGGGGGGGGCAGAGGCUGGCCCGGUCUUGGGCUCUGAGCAGCAGAACCCCAGCUGCCCGCCCCAGCACACUAAACCGAAACAGAACCAGAGGAAAAAAAUGGCCGCUCCCCCCCCCCCCCCCAACCACCCAACCACCCACCACCCCCCCGGUGCCCCGGGACUGCAGCAGCGUUUUUUGGUCUUUUUUUUAUUGUUUUUUCUUGGGCCUUUGUUUUUUCCUCAUAGUUAGCAUUUUUUUUAUGCAAUUUUAAGAGAGGGGGGCUCACAUCUGCUCUUGGUGUAUUUUUUUUUUGUAUUUUUCCCUCUUCCACAGGGGAAUGAUCUCGAUAUUUAUGCGUAACAUUACAGUUUCAGUCAGUGUGCAGUAGACUCUGCACACACUGAACGACCAUGGCGUGGGGGGGGGGGGGGGGUGCACUUAUUGUACCAUUAAAGUAACGAGGAUAAAUUAUGCUCUUUGUAAAGUAAGCGUCUGUCGGACUCCUCCAUGCUCCUUGGGGGUGUGUGUGUGUGGUCCCACAGCAGUACUUGCGUGUUACAGUGAGUGAGGCAGUGUACAGUUUGCAGUGUCCCUGUGAGGCUCCUCGGGGGCAUUGCUGGCUGUUUAUGAACAUGCGCAUUUCAGAUACCGUGUGUCUUGUGCAUGUUGGUGGUCGGUUGUGUGUGUGUGUGUGUGUGUGUGUGGCUUCUGACAGCAGGAUGCCCAUCGUCUCGAGAUUUUCCGUUAGAGUAGCUGGUGUGCCCCCCCAACCCCCCCGUAGCUACGGUGCGCUGAGGAAACCAGUCACUGAAAAAUAAAAGUCCACAUGAACAGUUUGUGCUGUACAUCUCGCGUACUUUCUGGCUGCGCACCUAGGGAUCCGAUCAGUGUUCCACCUGAUUCGGAUGUACAGCAAACCCUGUGGAAGCUGCUUUUUAUUCUACACAGGGUGUCAUAUUGGGAAACUGCAGCCGUUCUGAGAUUCAGCCCACGCAGCUGUCUUGUGUACAUGGCUGGUUAACCACAGGACAAGGGUUCCCUAACGUAAGAUGCGUUCCAGUAGGUAUGAUUUAUGCAAACUGAUUUUCUUACAUACCGGUAAAAACCCAUUCUUGCUUUUACUUAGGCACAGUCAUAAUGCAUUGGAAUUGGUCAUGGUGGUGCAGGACCUCGUACCAGUCACGCUGGUAGCUGUCCUGCUCGGGCAGCUGGGCUCUGCGCUGUCUUCUCCUUUUGUGUCUCAUUAAUAAUGUCCGUACGCGAGUGUGAAUGUGACAGGCCGAUACACCUCAAGACAAUGGCCCGGCGACACAAAGCUGAACAUACUGGGACGUUUAUGUCAGACGACCUUGUCCCUGGAAUGCAACAGUGUUUCUUUCAUAUGAUCGAACAAGUUAAUAAACGCCGAUCUUUGAACGUC
Messenger RNA from Paramormyrops kingsleyae, 2452 nucleotides. It is a transcript of the gene get4, whose product is annotated as guided entry of tail-anchored proteins factor 4. Gene Ontology annotation, molecular function: protein binding. Gene Ontology annotation, biological process: protein insertion into ER membrane. NCBI's taxonomy places the organism in Eukaryota, Metazoa, Chordata, Actinopteri, Osteoglossiformes, Mormyridae. Gene Ontology annotation, cellular component: cytosol; BAT3 complex. The record is from RefSeq and is a predicted model, not a curated record.